GGCGGCAGUAUUGAAAAGUUUUAUGUUGUUUUUGUCCCAGUUUGUAAUCCAGUUUUAGGAUGACUGGAGUUAUUUCUAAACAAAAUUGGUCUCAAAUGUACCUUUUUGCUUAAGUAGUUUAGGCCGUGGUAUAGAAGAGAUUUUUUUCUGACGAGCCUGGACUACAAAAUCAAACCAUUUUCAACCGGGGGAUGCCUAAGCUCUAGUUUACAUUGGGAAAGUGCCACCAUUUGUGGCUGAAGCAGGCAAACUGAUGUCAUCAAGCUGGGAGACCGCGUCCGAUUUCUCAGCUCUAUAAGCAUGAAGAGCAUUCGCAUAUAGACAUGGAGGAUGAUGUUAAGAAAGUAAAAAAGCCUGGUCGCCCGUCUCCAUUCAAGCGUGUCUUCCUGAAGGGGGAGAAAGGGAGGGACAAAAAGGCCCAGGAGAAGUCGUCGGAGCGUCGGGCCCUGCACACCUUCUCCCUGUCUCUACCUGACCACCGCAUCGACCCUGACAUCCUGCUCAAUGAUUACAUUGAGAAAGAAGUCAAGUAUCUGGGGCAGCUGACGUCGGUCCCUGGGUAUCUGAAUCCUUCCAGUCGCACAGACGUGCUGCAGCUCAUAGACAAUGCCAGGAAGUCACACCAGUUGGCAGGCCAUCUGACUUCUGAACAGGAUGCGGUGGUGAGCCUGUCUGCGUACAACGUGAAGCUGAUGCGGCGCGAUGGAGAGGACAUCAUCCUGCGCGUGCCCAUCCACGACAUCGCUGCCGUCUCCUACAUCAGGGACGACUCCCUGCACCUUGUGGUGCUCAAGACUGCCCAGGACGCUAGCGGUUCCCCCUGUCCCAGCACGUGCCCGGAGCUGUCCAAGUCCCCCACGCUGAGUUCGCUGUCGGAGAGCGGGGCUGUACUGGUGGAAGCCUGCUCACUGCUUGUACUCGCUGUAGACAACAAGGCAGCUGCUGAAGAAUUGUGCCUGCUCCUCAGUCAGGUCUUCCAGAUUGUCUACACCGAGUCCACCAUUGACUUCCUGGACAGGGCCAUUUUUGACGGAGCAACCACUCCCACCCGACACCAUUCCCUCUACAGCGAUGAUUCUGGAAAGGAUGUCAAGGAGGCCUUCGAGGCAGAAGCCAGUACCUUUUCAUUUCAGAGUUCUCUGGAGGCGGGCGGACACUCACCAUGCCCCUCCCCAUCCUCUACACCGGCGUCGCCACAGACCAAAACGGCCAGUGACAGCGAGCUUAGCACCACCGCCACAGAGCUCCUACAAGACUACAUGACUACGCUGAGGACGAAGCUCUCCUCACAGGAGAUCCAGCAGUUUGCCACUUUGCUGCACGAGUAUCGCAACGGCGCCUCGAUCCACGAGUUCUGCAUUAACCUCAGGCAGCUGUACGGAGACAGCAGAAAGUUCCUCCUCCUUGGCCUGCGUCCGUUCAUCCCCGAGAAGGACAGCCAGCACUUUGAGAACUUCCUGGAGACCAUCGGUGUGAAGGACGGCCGCGGCAUCAUCACCGACAGCUUCGGACGCUAUCGCCGCACGGCCAGCUCGGCCUCCGACUCCACCACCAAUGGCAACGGGGCCGCGGGCGGCUCAGACGAGGGGCCAGUGCCCUCUGAGGGCGACGAGUGGGACCGCAUGAUCUCAGACAUCAGCAACGACAUCGAGGCGCUCGGCUGUCAUAUGGACCAGGACGGGACGGGGCCCUAAAGGAACGUUCCGGAAAGGGAACAACGGGACCACAGGGGGUGGGUAAUACAUACACACACACACACACACACUGGGUGGCAGUAACCCUACAAUCUUUACCGACCCAGUGAUCGUGCGCCCCACCCCCUCCAACCUCUGUCCAAUCACAACCAUGCUGGAGCUCGUACUGUGUGGUGGAGAUGCUGUCCUGUGGCAGGUUGGUCUUGGCUGGCUCGCCAGGUUUUUGUUGUUGUUGUUAAGCUCAGGCCACCACACACAGCAUCUCUACCGAAUUUGCUGUCAUUCAAAUUGGAUGACCCCCAUGUCUGUUGAAGAACCUUGUCUACUAUAGUGAGGAUGGCCCUUACAACUCCUCACUUAUGUUUAUUGGCAGUAUCUGCUAGCGGGCCAGGACCUUGUUUCCCUGAUCAUUUUUACCCUCAAGAAGUCAAAACCUUUUCUGUAGCCAUGUAACACAGUGUUAUGAAUGAAGUUGUAAUGUGAUUUUUAUUGUUCAUUUCACAGUGUAUCUAUGUUAGUGAGGAAGAAAAAAGUUUAUUUUUAUCCAUUUUAUUUUGUAUUUUAACCGUGUGUAUUUUGCUUUUAUUUUUUGUUUUAACAUUAUGUUUGAAGGGAAACUCAAGGUUAACAACAAUCAAGGGUCUAUUUUAGGAUGAUUAGGACUAGGAGUAUAAAUAUUUGAAACCAAAAUAACAUCUAUCACUGUAGUUUUGAGUAAGACCAGAAUAUACAUUUACAACUGAAUAGCAUAUAGCAUUACCAUGGGAUUACCAAUCCAGAGUUCUCGCGAGAGCACAAUGGAAUUGUCUCUGCGAGACACUCUGGCAAUGAGCAAUGAUGCACGUUACUUUUACCCCUUGCAUCCCGUGGAACCAAUCAAAUCGGCGUAUCUG
Messenger RNA from Alosa sapidissima (American shad), 2587 nucleotides. RefSeq names its product CCM2 scaffold protein (gene ccm2). The transcript is spliced from 10 exons. The record is from RefSeq and is a predicted model, not a curated record. Gene Ontology annotation, biological process: heart development; vasculogenesis. NCBI's taxonomy places the organism in Eukaryota, Metazoa, Chordata, Actinopteri, Clupeiformes, Clupeidae. Bases 324 to 1694 code for a protein of 456 amino acids.